Messenger RNA from Myripristis murdjan (pinecone soldierfish), 4991 nucleotides. It is a transcript of the gene fermt2, whose product is annotated as FERM domain containing kindlin 2. Bases 326 to 2380 code for a protein of 684 amino acids. Gene Ontology annotation, molecular function: integrin binding. Gene Ontology annotation, cellular component: focal adhesion. The record is from RefSeq and is a predicted model, not a curated record. Gene Ontology annotation, biological process: cell-matrix adhesion; integrin-mediated signaling pathway. Lineage: Eukaryota; Metazoa; Chordata; Actinopteri; Holocentriformes; Holocentridae. The transcript is spliced from 16 exons.
UAGGGGACAGGGAGACCACUAGGCGACUAGGGCAAAGAAAAGCUCCCAGUAUGAAAGGAAAAGUGGGAUUGGAGCAGUGACGUUAUCCGCUGGAAAGAGGGAGGGAGAAAGAGGGACGGCUGGACUCCAUUAACCGAAGCCUGCACGAACACAGUUUGGGAUACUCCACUUCUGCGACUUCUUGGAUUUUUUUUUCUCCAAUUUUGUUUUCCUCCCAAAACAUUUCUACAUGAUUUAAAAGGGGGGGAAACUUUAGCGUGAUUAACGUGACGUCGACUUGUUUUAGGGCUUUUUGAAGUGCUCCGGGUUGGUGCAUUUGUGAAGGAUGGCGCUGGACGGGAUCCGGAUGCCCGAUGGCUGCUACGCUGACGGGACGUGGGAACUGAAGAUGCAUGUCACUGACCUGCACAGGGAUGUGUCUCUGAGGGUCACAGGGGAGAUCCACAUCGGUGGGGUCAUGCUCAAGCUCGUGGAGAAACUUGAUGUGAAGAAGGACUGGUCGGACCAUGCUCUGUGGUGGGAGAAGAAGAAGACAUGGCUGCUGAAAACCCACUGGACUCUGGACAAGUACGGCAUCCAGGCCGACGCCAGGCUGCUCUUCACGCCGCAACACAAGCUCCUGCGCCUCCAGCUGCCCAACAUGAAGCACAUGAAGGUCAAGGUCAACUUCUCUGACCGUGUCUUCAAGGCCGUGUCUGACAUCUGCAAAACCUUCAAUAUCCGCCACCCAGAGGAGCUGUCUCUACUGCGUAAGCCCCGUGACCCCAAGAAGAAGAAGAAAAAGUUGGAGGAGGCAGAGGAGGAGGCUCUGGAGCUGGAGGGUCCUCUGUUAACCCCUGGAUCAGGGAGCAUCUACUCGAGUCCAGGCUUGUACAGUAAGACCAUGACCCCCACCUAUGACUCCAGGGAUGGUAGCCCCCUGUCGCCCACCUCUGCCUGGUUUGGGGACAGCCCCCUCUCCGAGGGCAACCCCAGCAUCCUCGCUGUCAGCCAGCCAAUCUCCUCACCAGAUAUCCUGGUCAAACUCUACAAGCCCCAGUCCCUUCUGGACAAAGCCAAAAUCAACCAGGGGUGGCUGGACUCAUCCAGGUCCCUGAUGGAGCAGGACGUGAAGGAGAAUGAGGUGCUCCUGCUGAGGUUUAAAUACCACAGUUUCUUUGACCUCAACCCUAAGUAUGAUGCCAUCCGGGUGAACCAGCUCUAUGAACAGGCCAAGUGGGCCAUUCUGCUGGAGGAAAUCGAGUGCACCGAGGAGGAAAUGAUGAUGUUUGCUGCCCUGCAGUACCACAUCAACAAGCUGUCAAUCAUGUCUUCAGACAACCACAUGAAUAACAGUGAGAAGGAGGUGGAUGAGGUGGAUGCAGCCCUGUCAGACCUGGAGAUUACCUUGGAGGGAGGAAAAACAUCCAACACACUGGGUGAUAUCACAUCUAUUCCUGAGCUAGCAGACUAUGUCAAAGUCUUCAAACCCAAGAAACUGACGCUGAAAGGCUAUAAGCAGUACUGGUGCACGUUCAAGGAUAUCACAAUUUCCUGUUACAAGAGCAAAGAGGAGGCACAUGGGACACCUGCUCACCAAAUGAAUCUUAGAGGCUGUGAGGUAACUCCAGAUGUCAACAUCUCUGGUCAGAAAUUCAACAUCAAGCUGCUAAUCCCUGUGGCUGACGGCAUGAAUGAGAUCUGGCUCCGGUGUGAUACAGAGAAACAGUACGCCCACUGGAUGGCGGCAUGCCGCUUGGCUUCCAAAGGGAAGACGAUGGCUGACAGCUCCUACAACUUGGAGGUCCAGAACAUUCUGUCCUUCCUUAAGAUGCAGCACAUGAACCCUGACCCCCAGUUCAUUGAGCCCAUCACCACUGAUAUCAACCCGGAGUGUCUGGUGUCACCACGCUAUCUGAAGAAGUACAAGAACAAGCAGCCAGGCUAUAUCAGGGACUUGAUUUCGGCCCGGAUCCUCGAGGCCCACCAGAACGUGGCCCAGAUGAGUCUCAUUGAAGCUAAGAUGCGCUUCAUCCAGGCAUGGCAGUCGCUGCCUGAGUUCGGAAUCACCCACUUCCUUGCAAAGUUCCAGGGUGGAAAACGGGAGGAGCUGAUUGGCAUCACUUACAACCGUCUGAUCCGGAUGGAUGCCAGCACUGGAGACGCCAUCAAGACCUGGCGCUUUAGCAACAUGAAGCAGUGGAAUGUCAACUGGGAGAUCAAGAUGGUGACAGUAGAGUUUGCAGACGAGCCCAGUCUGUCCUUCGUCUGCGCUGAGGUGGACUGCAAGGUGGUCCACGAGUUCAUCGGUGGCUACAUCUUCCUGUCCACGCGUGCCAAGGACCAGAACGAGUCUCUAGAUGAGGAGAUGUUCUAUAAGCUGACCAGCGGCUGGGUCUGAGCCUGGCCGAGCAGCCAGGGGUUAGCAGUUGUGGGCCAGGGGCCGGGGGCCAGGAGGGGCAUGGUUUGGGGGGGAUGGGUCUAGAUGUUAUGGGUUUAUUUUAUUCUACUAUUUCUUGGUCUUUUUAAUUGUUUGGAACUGUGCUGAAGAACCCAGCACAGCACCACUAUUGCCAUGGCUGACACCGUUUUUACUCUUGUAGGGUUUUUUUUUUUUUUGGUUUGUUUUGUUGUUUUUUGCAUUAACGCUGACAAAUUCAUUUUUAAAAACACUAAUAUUCUGCUGAAUGCAGCCCAGAUGAACUCUGAAUGUCAGCCCCUGUGGCCCCUAUAUAUUGAGCAGAGGCCUGAACACAAACUUAAGCAGGACGUUUGUUUGGUUUUCCUAUAACCCCUCUCCAGCAGUCCCGCCUCCCCUCCUCCUGGAGUGACGGUCACCAACGUACGUCCAUGACAACCCAUUAAAACCUGUCAAACGCCAGGAGUCCUUUCAAUCCCAAAGACCUCUCUUCCUCUCUUUAUUUCUCUUCCUCUCGCUGUAUCUCUUUCUUUCUCUCUCUUUCUAUGAACUGGACUGAAGGAGCUAAUGACAUCGAUCUGUCAGCCAACCAGCUAGAAUAUAUCAUGAUGAUAGUGCCACAGAUACCCGCAGUUAUAUCUAAUUAUUUAUCCUAAAAUACACAUAAAACACAGUUAAUUCAAAGGGGUAUCUGUAAGCAGCGGUGGUCAGUGAUUGUAGCACAUUAUGUCCAUCCUAUCCACUCUAUGAAGGAUUUUCACUUUUUUUAAUCCCUUUUUAAGUCACGUGCAAGCACUUCUACAGUACAGUCCUAAUGAAUAAGCUGUAGUUAAUUUUCCUUUAGCUUUUGUUUUCUAAUGUCUUUGUUUGCUUUGUCGUAUCAGAGCUUGUCCACAGUGGUAGUGAAUGGUGUCUCCUCUUUGUCGAGUCUCUCCGUUGUAUUCUCAAUACCUGUGCUGGCAGGUGUGACACUGAGACUCUGAACCGAAUCGUGUUUUGUUUUGAACAGACUGUUGGAAGUUACCGUGUUGUCUGAAAACACACUACAGUCCAGUGCACUGGGAUGAGCGUCCUGUGGUUUCGAAAAUCGGAAUGGUUAACCUAAAAGACCUUACUGGAAAAAAAUCCAUCUUAACCAGUCAUUUAGUUUCAUAGUCACUCUUGGUGAGAUAAUUUGACUCGUUGCUGUUGCACUGGAAGCAUGUGGCAAAUAUUGAAAUAAGGCACAUUCCACUGGUGUCAAGAUAAUAUUGCUUGAUUGAAGGAAAAUUCUGAAGCAAGUUGAUUUAAAUAAGAAACGUCUCACUCCAUUGGCAUAUUUUGUUAGCUUGAAUUAUUUUAAUGAACUGACUCAACUCAAGGAAUAGCAUGUUCAGAUGUGCUUGUCCAUUAAUGGUUAUCUUUUCCUAGCUCUGACUACAGAUAGAUGUUUCAUCUUCUGGUACUAAAUGUUCCAAGUAUCAAGCCGAGAAUGCAGGUUUAAACUUGGCUAUCAAGUAACAUCCAGUGCCAACAUGGAGUAAUGUUGCCAAACACGUCUCUUUAUGGCUGAUUGUUCUGACCACGUAAGAUUGCAAAAUACCAACAGCAUGUUUGGAAGUGCAUUCAGAGAUUUGAAACCCCUGGCAUCUCUCUGCUUUGUGCCUGUGCACUACAUUACAGGAGGGAUACUAUCAUUAUUCCCUUGUGCUGCCUUCUCCAUUACUUUAUGGCCAUUUUUUUUCUUACACCAUAUAGUAUUAUUAUCGUUUUUAUCAUUACACACCAGCAAUAGGUCACCAAGUUUGAAGAAUGAAUAUGCAAAGUCUUUUUUUUUGUCCUCAGUAUGAAGGAUCAGUAAAUGAAGUAUUAGGUUUUUUGUAACUAAUGUAAAAACACAGGUUUUAUAGAAUUGUACAGUUGUUCUUUUGUUGCUGCUUUUUGGGGGGUGGAAGUGUAUUUUUCCAGAAACGAGGGGGGAAAGCCAUCUGUCAACAUGUGGAGUAUCCAGAUUUGUGCCUGCCAAUGUUAUGGUCUUACUGAGUUUUCAGAUGAAGAUAUAUAUGAAUAUAUAUGAAGAUAACACUAGUCUCAAACUCCAGGUUUUUAGGAUUUGAUCAUGAUUCUUUUCCUCACAUAUCAUUUUUCUAAAGUAUGCGUAAGUACACUUUGUCAUUGUGCUUUAUUUUUUUUUUCUUUCCUCUACUUCAAGUGUUAUUCAUUUUCUGUUGCCUCUUCUAGCGGUUGUGGUGAGUUGCUUUACCAGCUCCCUCUUUGAACUACCAACGAUACCACACAUGGAUUUUCUGCAUUUGUUCGGUGCCUUUUUUCAAAUGUAUCACUUAACAUUCUGCUUUAACACAGCUCGUGUGUGUCAUGUAUUAAUAUCAAUAUGAAGGAGGCCCAUUUAGUUUUGACCCUGGAGUUUGAGACAAAUCAGCAAAAAUGAACAGAAGUAAGAGAAAAACAAGCGUAGCCUAUGUUUUUUUUUUCCUCUGAUGUUGUUAUUUUUUGUUUGCCUCCAGUGUCCAGAGCAGCAGUGCAUGGCCUGCUGUUUUCAGACUGUAAAAAUGCAUUUAUUUUAAAGAAUAAAAGUAAUUUUUAUUUAAGCUAA